AUGGCGACACAGACAGAACCGAAGAUCGCCCCUAGUAGGGAUGAUAUCCAGCAUGUCGAAACAGGUCCCAAGAAAAGCUAUGAAGAGCCUUCCAAAGCCACGACCGUCUUAAAGUCGACUAUCGACGAGCUCGGCAUGUGGGACACGGUUCGCAAGUUUCCAAAGGCUGUUCUCAUCUGCAAUCUGAUGUGCAUAGCAGCCGCAGCUGAUGGUUACCAGAUCAACUUGAAUGGCGGCAUCAUUGCUAACCAGGGAUUCACCAACCACGUUGGCUUCCGGAACCAGGCUGGUAUUUACACGCUUAAGGCAGAGUAUACCGCUCUUUGGGGAGCUAUGCAGUCACUUGGUCAACUUAUAGGACAGGUGCUACUUAACCCCAUCUCAGAUCGGCUCGGUCGCAAGCAAACUCUUUAUUUUCUCUGGGUACUUCUGGCUGGGUCCCUUAUCAUCGAGACCCUCGUGCGUGACUGGCGUGACUGGGCCGGUGCCAAGGUGCUCGCGGGAGUGGGCGUCGGUGCCAUUCAAGCCACACUGCCUAUUUACAUUACCGAAUGGGCUCCAGUUAAUAUUCGCGGAGCAAUGAUAGUGACCUACGGCUUUUGGAAUACCAUUGGCAAAUUUCUGGCUAAUCUCGUUCUCAUGUUAUGUCAGCAAACUGAUGCACUUAACUACAAGAUUCCAAUUCUGACCCAGUGGGGGUUCUUGGGGUUGAUGUUGCCCAUUUUCCUUUGGCUUCCAGAAACAGCCGCCUACUAUGCCGCACGAGACCAAGAUGAAGAGGGCAAGGCCACACUGCGCCGAGUGAAUGGUUCAGCUGACGGGUACGACGUCGAGGUUGAAUACUCCAUCAUCAAGAACACUAUUCUGGAAGAAAAGCGCGAGAAGUUUGAACAGGGAAAUGGUGAGGAUGGGCAAAGCUUCAAAGAAGUGAUGGAUUCAUACGUUGAGUGCUUCCGCGGCACAAACUUCAAGCGCACCAUCGGUGCAGCACUGCCAUCAUGUUCGCAACAACUCUCGGGUCUUUCUUUUCUCAACGUCUAUGCAAGCCUAUUUUUUAAGCAGAGCGGCUUCACCAACGCGUUCCUCAUCACCACUAUUCAAUGCUGCAUUCAGCUUUUUGCUGCUUUUUGCCUCAUGUUGGGCUCCGACAAGAUUGGUCGUCGCCUGCUUGUCCUCGUUGCUGUUGGAUUCUGCAUGGGCACUUUACUCAUUGUCGGUAUUUUGGGCCUUGUGCCUCAAACGUCUGCCCUGAAGAACUUUCUCAUCUUUGUCGCCUGUGUCUGGUCAUUCUUCAACAGCAUAGUUGGUAGCCUCGGUGGCGCCUUCUCAGGCGAGGUUGGUGCCCAGAAACUUCGAGCCAGAACUGCUGGCAUUUCCCAAGGCAUGUCUGUAAUAUUCGGGCUUAUUUUCAAUACGACUGUCCCACUGAUGCUCGAUGUCAACGGGGCGAACUGGGGAUACAAGACUGCAUGGCUCUUCUUCGGCACCGGCUCAGUUGGCUGUGUUAUCCUCUGGUUUAUGCUACCCGAAUGCGCUCAACGAAACGCUGCUGAGAUCGAUGAGAUGUACGCCAAGGGCGUACCUCCCAGGAAGAUGGGUAAAUACGUGACGGAGGCGCAGUCCAUGAAUGCUGGUCUAGUCAGAGCCUAG
Messenger RNA from Colletotrichum truncatum, 1650 nucleotides. The record is from RefSeq and is a predicted model, not a curated record. NCBI's taxonomy places the organism in Eukaryota, Fungi, Ascomycota, Sordariomycetes, Glomerellales, Glomerellaceae.